AUGGAUCCUACCCUUCCCGAGCAUGGACCCCAGCCUCAACAAGCUCAAAAUCCUUUUGCAGCGAGUGAGCCAGGGUCCCCUGCGGCUACCAACCUUCAGACGAUGGAAAUCCUAGGUCAGAUGGUUCAUCAGAGCCAAGAACAGGUGAGAACAUUGGGGUAUCAAACCCAGGAGCAGUUGAGAGUUCUUGGGAGGACUCUUGAGGUGGUGACCUCUCGUGCAGGGGAUCGUGGGGAGGCGAAUGCUUGGAGUCGGCUUCUUCCUCGGCCAGACAUUUUCAAGCCCCAGUCCCGAGAUGAGGAGAUCAGCGGUUUUCCAGAAUGGGCUUGGCAGUUUAAGCAGUACCUCCGUGCCAUUGACGGUGACAUGUCUAACACUAUCGAUGAAGUUGAAGGUGCACUUGGUAAAGAAUGUCUUCUUGGUAACAUGACUCCAGAAGUUCAAAACCAAGCUAGGAAACUGUAUGCGCUAUUGACUACGCUACUGCGUGAGAGACCUCUUCAGCUUCUUCGCUCGGCAGAGCAGGGGAACGGCUUCGAAGCAUGGCGACUUUUGACGACGACGCUAGCCCCAGCAUCUAAGUCAAGGUCGUUGGCACUGCUUGGAGCUAUCACUCAGUUUCCUGCUAUGAGUACUACGAACGUGCUUGAACAACUGCUACGUCUUGAAGAACUCUUUCGGAAGUAUAGUCAAGCUGCAGGUGCUGAGGUUCCCGCAGAGUUGAAGAGUGCACUUCUUUUGAGAUCUCUGCCGCAAUCUGUGAAGACACAUGUUUCCAUGACAUGCAACGAGAACUGCACCUAUGAGACCCUUCGUGAAACUGUUGUUCGGUGGGAGCGCAACACUCAGAAGUGGACCCAAACCCUUGUGAAUCAGACCUCGCCCUCUACAGACACUGGUGGGCCAAUGGAGUUGGACAGAGUCAAGGGCAAGGAUAAAGGCAAAGGCUACCACAACAAGGGCAACAACAAGGGUGACAAAGGGAAAUCUGGCGGCAAGUCUGGCAAAGGCUAUGGCUACUACCCACAGUCCGGGAAAGGGGGAUGGUCGAACAAGGGUGGUUGGAACCAUUCCAGCGGUUGGUCGAACAACAAAGGAAAGGACAAGGGCUACCACAACAAGAGCAACGACAACAAGGGCGACAAAGGGAAAGGCAAGAAAGGCAAGGGCAAGACCAAAGAUCCAAAUACAUGCCGAAUUUGUGGUAAGCCGGGACAUUGGGGAAAUGAAUGCUGGAUGAACAAGGGCCGUGUGCAGAACGUGUCGGAGGAGUGCGCCACCACAGUCCCCAGUUCCUCAGCCAGUUCUGUGUCCAGUCCCUCUACGGCAGCCUCAGUGAAGCGCGUGUUCAACCUCAUGGCUGAUGAGCAUGAUGAAGUGCUUGACUGUGAGAUCAACACGUACACAGUUCAUGACAUGACCACUACAGACACGUACCCUAGCGAUCUCGAUUGGCUGGUGCGCGGGGUGAGCCAACCUCAUGAGGCGCAGGGUCCCUGGGAUCAUGAUUCCAGCUACUGUGAGAUUGUGCUUGACAGUGGAGCCGAUGUUUCAGUGAUGCCAGCUGACUGGCUAGGGCGCGGUUAUGGUCAUGCUGCUGAUUGCCGUGUGCGCAUGCAGGAUGCUCAAGGCAAUGCUAUGCCUUGUAAGGGGUCACGAGUGGUAACUCUUGACCUCGGACCAGCUUGCAUCCAGGAGCAGUUUUACGCUUCAGCAGUCUCCACUCCUUUGAUGUCGCUAGGACGGAUGCUUAGGCAGGGCUGGUCUGUUGAACAACGCCAGGGUAAUCUUUGUCUGUGCAACACCGCAGAGGAGGUUGAGAUCCCGAUUUCAUUCAAGCGCAACAGCUUGGUCGUCUACGCAAGCGUGCACAUGGUCGAGGCCCCGGAUGCUCAAGAUGAAGUGCGACCAGUCGGGGCAGAGCGAGUGCAGGUGAAGUUCAACUUUCCGGUUGAUCAUGUUGAUGGUCAGUGGGGUUUCUUAGACAGUGGGGAUCCGGCAAUUCUCACAACCGGCAUGACAUAUGUAGAUCCUUCUCCUAAGAUGGGCAUUCAGCUUUGGAAGUUCCGCACUACAUGCAUCAAGAUUGGAGAUCAGUGGGAGCUGUGCGACUUCCAGGAACCUCUGGAUCAUUGCGAGUCAUUGGAGGAGUUGCUGCCCGGAGUGAUAAUGCCAGUGCCCAUCUUGACCAUCAUGCACCGGAAGGAUGUCACCUUCGAGCAGUGUGGCAUCGAAAUCAAGGGUGAGUUUAAGGCCGAGCCCCCAGUACCUCCUCAAGUGCCCCAGCCUCCUGAAGUAAUUGAUCUUCCGAUGGAACAACAAGAGGAUCAGCCGCCACCUGAAGCUCGUGCUGCUCCUCCUGGUGUUAUGCUUCGAGGACCAGGUGACGAUCAUGUUGAGAUCGAAGGGGUUAGACUCGGGCCUACAUCGACAUCUGCUGCCUUGAAGGCUGCAUGCCGUUCGCUUGGCAUCGGGACAUCCGGAUCAAAGGCUCAACUCUUCUCACGGUUGCUCGGACACAUGAAGCGCAGACACUUUGAGGACUCCUUGUCAUUGGAACAAGCUGCAAAGCCUCCGGAACAUCAACCUCGAGCCCAAUCUACUCCGCCUACUCCUUCUGAUGAGGAGGUAGCUUUGCAUGAGCUGACACACAUCCCUUUUAAGAGUUGGUGUCCUUACUGUGUCUCUUGUCGUUCACGUAAAGAUCGGCAUCAGCAAGGAGGGGAGAGUCAUGUGUCUCAAGGAGGUUUCCCUUGCAUUGCGUACGACCUCUGGUAUGCCAAGAUCACAGGCAGUGAGUAUCACUUCAUGGAGCAGUCCCCCUCAGAUGAUCAAGAAGUUCUUACGGUGCUCUCAGUUGUUGACAGGUCCACUGGUAUGUGCCGUGGUGUACCUCUACCCUCGAAAGGCCAUGAUUCUCUUGUUCAUGCAGCCAAAGAAAUCAUCAGCUUUGUUGCCUACCUGGGUUACCAAACCAUCGAGGUUCGCUCGGAUAAUGAGCCCGCCAUGGAGUCCCUCACCACAAUGGUUGUUCAGGCCAGAGCGAAGGUUGGAUUGAGAACGCUGUCGAAGCCUAGUCAACCCUAUGAACAUGCAACCAAUGGAGCAGCUGAACAGGCUGUUCAGACAUUGCGCGACUUGGGGAUCACUUUGCUUGAACAAGUUCGGACCAAGUCAGGUUUGGAGCUCAGGACCACCGACGACCUUGUUGGAUGGGCUUUCUCUCAUGCGGGGCAUCUUCACAACUGCUACUCCGUUGCAGGUGGCACUACUCCCUUCGAGAGGGCGUUCGGCGUCAAGUAUCAAGGCAAGCUUGCUAUGUUCGGUGAGUGUGUGUACUUCUCUUUGGCGACACCGCACAUCAAGAAGGGUAAGCCACGCUUUGUUCGAGGAGUCUUCCUCGGCAAGGUUCCGGCUAAUGACCUCAACGUUUGUGGGACGGCUCUUGGUGU
This is a messenger RNA of Symbiodinium sp. CCMP2456, 3452 nucleotides long. The record is from the annotation of a GenBank genome assembly. NCBI's taxonomy places the organism in Eukaryota, Dinophyceae, Suessiales, Symbiodiniaceae.